AUGCCGUUGAGAACUGCACGGUCGCCCGGUCUUGCGAGCCAGCUACGCGGGUUCGCCCGCAACGGCCGGGCUUUUUCUUCUGGCCCUCGGCGGCAAUCCUCUCGAUCCCCGGAUUUGCCGUUCCGUCUUGCGGUGGUCGGUUCCGGCCCCGCCGGCUUCUACACGUCGUACCGGGUCAUGGGCAAGAUCCCAGGCGCCCGGGUCGACAUGUACGAGAGCCUGCCGGUUCCGUUUGGAUUGGUCCGUCACGGAGUGGCGCCCGAUCAUCCAGAGGUCAAGAACUGUCAGGAAAAGUUCGACGAAAUCGCCUCGUCACCCAACUUUACCUUUAUAGGGAAUGUCUCCAUCGGUCAGCCGGGCCACUCCGCCCAGCAUUGCACUGUUGAGCUGAAAUCGCUAUUACACAACUACGACGCCGUACUGUUCUCCUACGGCGCAUCGGAAGACAAGAAGCUGGGGGUUCCUGGCGAGUCGACUCUUAGCGGUAUAUAUUCGGCGCGCCACGUUGUUGGUUGGUACAACGGCCUUCCGGAUUGUGCCGGCCUAGACUUGGAUCUUACUCGCGGUAACGAGGCCGUCAUCAUCGGCCAAGGGAAUGUCGCUCUCGACGUCGCGCGGAUGCUCCUCGAAGACAUUGAUGUGCUCAAGGGGACGGACAUCACGGAACAAGCCCUUGCAAAGUUGGCUGAGAGCCGAGUCAAGAGAGUCCACGUUGUCGGAAGACGUGGACCGAUGCAGGCCGCAUUCACAAUCAAGGAAGUUCGUGAGCUCAUGAAGUUGUCUCGGGUAGAAUUCCACCCCUUCAAUCGGUCCCUUGUACCGGCCGAACUCAAGAGCCUGCCGCGUGCGACGAGACGACUGAUGGAAGUAUUGGUCAAGGGUUCGCAAACUCCGCACGAGGCGGCCUCCAAGUCCUGGUCCCUGGAUAGUUGUCUGUCUCCAAAGCACUUCUUGGGGCAUCAAGAUUCGCCCUCCAACGUUGCAAGCACGGAAUUCGAUGUCACGGAGCUGUCUUCUCCAUUUGACCCUCAGUCAUCCGUCAAGUCAACUGGGGAAACGGUCAUCUUGCCCUCCGACAUCGUCUUUCGAUCCGUUGGCUACAAGUCCGUUCCCCUUCCAGGUUUCCAUGAUGCAGGUAUCCAGUUUGACGAUCGGCGCGGUAUUAUAUGCAAUGACGGCUUAGGUAGAGUGACACGCCUAGUGUCCCGCACCAAUGCAGAGGAUGUCAAGAACCAGAAUGUUCCCGGGCUGUAUUGCGCUGGGUGGGUCAAAAGGGGACCCACUGGAGUCAUUGCUUCAACCAUGCAAGAUGCCUUCAUCACAGGAGAUGCAAUUGUGGAGGACUGGCUUUCAGGUGCUCCCUUCGGGAAUGCCUCAUCUAAGCAAACCAUGAACGGGUGGGAGGAAGUGAGGAAGGAGGCCGAUGCAUCCAACGGCAGAGCUGUUGCUUGGGGUGACUGGCACAGAAUUGACCAGGCAGAACGGGAGCGAGGGAAGAAAGCUGGAAAAGAGAGAGAAAAGUUCACGAGCACAGCUGACAUGUUAGCUGUCCUUGGAUGA
This is a messenger RNA of Ilyonectria robusta, 1560 nucleotides long. RefSeq lists its product as uncharacterized. Gene Ontology annotation, biological process: ubiquinone biosynthetic process. Bases 1 to 1560 code for a protein of 519 amino acids. The transcript is spliced from 3 exons. Lineage: Eukaryota; Fungi; Ascomycota; Sordariomycetes; Hypocreales; Nectriaceae. The record is from RefSeq and is a predicted model, not a curated record. Gene Ontology annotation, cellular component: mitochondrion.